CGACGAAUCCCAAGCCAGACGGUUGCCAUCACAGCUCUUGUUUCCACCCGCGAAGAUCCGAAGAUCGAGUUACCCGGAAUCCCGUGCCGAUCGCCGUGCUUCCGUGGGAACUGCUCGUAGUUUCCACCACCAAGUUGACUCAAAAGGACACCAGAGAGACACUCGGAGUGCCGAGGCGCCACACGUAACUGACGAGUGUGACGAAAGCGGGAGAAAUAAAAAAAAAAAGAUAGUGGCGACGUAACCGUUACGCUUAAGUGCAAGCAACUGUUGCAUUUGCCAAUUUGCCCCAUUUUGUGUGUCCGACUGAGCGUGAGUCAGUCGGCGAGUGACUGAGUGAGUGUCUGGCCGCCAGAGUGAGUGUCUGGAGUGAGUGUCGCCGUGAGUGCGCAGUGAGUGUCGCCCGGUUGGCUGUCUUUUCGUGUGAGUGCUCCGGUUGUUUGGCCUUCCGAUGCGGCCCACCGUCGAGGUCAAGGGUCGCCUGCUGCUGACCCUGCUGCUGCACUGCCUCGUGGCCUUGGAGGUCUGUGGGCGGGCCGGCGCCUUCACCCUCCUCUCCCCCUUCAGCUACACCUCGCUGAGCUUCAAGAACCUCUUGAAUUCGGUGCUGCUCUCCAGCAACGCAAACCUCGCCGGCGGCGGAAGGAACCUCAAGUCGGAUGUCCUCGAGGAUGCCUCCCUCAUCACGCCGAAAUUAAUACGCAAAUAUGGAUAUCCGUCGGAGACGCACACGGUGGUCACGAAGGACGGGUAUAUCCUGGAAAUGCACAGGAUACCCAAGAAGGGAGCUCAGCCCGUUCUGCUGAUGCACGGCAUCCUGGAUACCUCGGCCACCUGGGUGCUCAUGGGUCCAAAAUCCGGAUUGGGCUACAUGCUAUCCGAUCUGGGCUACGAUGUUUGGAUGGGCAACUCCCGUGGCAAUCGCUACUCCAAGAACCACACCAGCUUAAACAGCGACUACCAGGAGUUCUGGGACUUCACCUUCCACGAGAUGGGCAAAUACGAUCUGCCGGCCAACAUCGACUAUAUCCUCAGUAAAACGGGAUACGAGCAGGUGCACUACAUCGGCCACUCCCAGGGAACGGCCAUAUUUUGGGUUUUGUGCUCCGAACAGCCCUCGUACACUCAGAAAAUAACCUCGAUGCACGCCCUGGCCCCAAUUGCCUAUAUCCACGACAUGAAGAGUCCCCUGUUCCGCACUCUGGUGCUCUUCCUCGACUUCCUCACGGCCGCCACACGAAUGCUGCGCAUCACGGAAUUCAUGCCCAACACCAAAUUCCUAGUCGACCACAGCCAGGUUGUGUGCCACGACAACGCCAUGACGCAGGACGUCUGCUCGAAUAUCCUGUUUUUGGUCGCCGGCUACAACUCCGAACAGCUGAACAAAACAAUGCUUCCCGUGAUGCUGAGCCACACGCCGUCGGGAGCAUCGAUUAAGCAGCUGGAGCACUUUGGCCAGCUGAUGAAGUCGGGCCACUUCCGGAAGUUCGACCGCGGCUACUUGCGCAACCAGCUGGAGUACAACCGGAUGACUCCGCCGGACUACGACCUGUCCCGGGUGAAGGUUCCGGUGGCGCUCUACUACUCGGUGAACGAUUUGCUGGUCUCCACCACCGGCGUGGAUCGCUUGGCGAGGGAGCUGCCCAAUGUGAUCGACAAGUACUUGGUGCCGAUGGAGCGAUUCAACCACCUGGACUUCCUGUGGGCCAUCGAUGUGAAGCCCUUGGUGUACAACCGACUGGUUCGCAAUGUGCGGAGGGUGGAGAACCACAGGGCCAAGCUGACGGCCAAUUUGGCCAAUUUCCUGGCCAUGCAGCUGCAGCGCCAGCAAAUCCGGCAACAAAUGCAGCAGCAGAUGAUGGAGAGUUUGCCGGCCAAUGUGCACCUGCCGCACGGAUUGGGAAUGGAGUUGAUUGCCAGGGCGACAACCUUGGCUCCUGCCACACCUUCCUUCCCACCAACCACAGCCACGCCUUCGACGAUAACGGCGGACGAGGAUGCAGUUGAGGACGAGAUCCUGACCACCACCGCCACCAGCACAACGGAAAUUCCCGCGUGACUUUGACGCCGAAUGGCCAAGCUCUUUUCGUUCCAAUUUCAUAUGACUGUGAUGACAUUUUUAACAAUUUACCGAUCGCAGCAUCGCCAGGUCCUUCGGCCGAAGGACCCCAGGUGCAAUCACUCAGGCGCAAUCCAUUCCCAUGCAUCCAACAAUCAUCAUCCCACAGAAAGCCCAAAUUCCGAUGCGGCCACCUCUUCAACCAGAAUCGUUAGAUCCGUCUUCUGUGCUACUCCUAAUACUUUAAUUUAUGUGUACAAAUUUAUGAGUAGUUUUAUAUGUACGU
Messenger RNA from Drosophila ficusphila, 2345 nucleotides. RefSeq names its product lipase 3. The coding region runs from base 452 to 2059 and encodes 535 amino acids. NCBI's taxonomy places the organism in Eukaryota, Metazoa, Arthropoda, Insecta, Diptera, Drosophilidae. The transcript is spliced from 5 exons. Gene Ontology annotation, biological process: lipid metabolic process. The record is from RefSeq and is a predicted model, not a curated record.